This is a messenger RNA of Candidozyma haemuli, 3912 nucleotides long. RefSeq lists its product as uncharacterized. NCBI's taxonomy places the organism in Eukaryota, Fungi, Ascomycota, Pichiomycetes, Serinales, Metschnikowiaceae. The transcript has a single exon. The record is from RefSeq and is a predicted model, not a curated record. Gene Ontology annotation, molecular function: guanyl-nucleotide exchange factor activity. Bases 1 to 3912 code for a protein of 1303 amino acids.
AUGGACAUUUAUAAGAGGUACGCCUCGGGCGAACACGACAAGCAAUAUUUCCAGAAGAAAGACCACGAGGAGUUCAUCAAGCUACGACCUUUACUGGGACAUUUUGACAAUCUCGGUCCCACCACAACUGCAAAGCCUGUGCUGUACUGGCAAGAGCUAUUCCCCAAAGCUGCAUUUUUUGCUGGCUUCGAUCCAGACCUUUUUGGCCAUGUCGUAACGGUCGUCUAUAAGAACGACGUAACCCUGAAGAUAAGUGCUAUUUCACUCACCAAGUUCGGUUGCAAUGUUUAUGAGAACCUCAUCCUCGAUGUUCGUCUGCGUUUCUGGCCAGCUUGCGAGAACUUAGAUGAGCAACACAAAGAUUCGAAUGUCAGAAGAGCUCUUGCGAUUGCCAAUUUGAAGAACCAUAACCAGCUUUAUUUUAAUACAGAAAGCUUCCAAUCACGCUGGGAUGAAACAAACGCAGGAGCUUUGGCUAGCUCUAUGGAUGUUCUUACUGGAAAAGUCCCUUCUGCACUUGGAGAUCAGCUUCUUUCACUUGGAAUGCUUCAAGAACACUGGAUCCCAUCUACGCUUAUGGAUGUGGUUUACGACUCGAAAACGCCUUUGAACGGUGAAAAGACAAUUGAAGAAAACAACAAACUUGUAUUUGCGCUAGGAAAGCAAAUGGAUCAGUUGUUUGACCCACUACUUGAAUACUCCCCUCAGGCAAUGGACUAUCAUUAUACUGCUCCUCAGAAUCCACAACCGACGUUGCUUCACGCAAAUGCACAAGUCGAAAAAGUGUUGAAUGAAUUAUAUGACGUUCAGGCAAAUUAUGCAAUGGAUUUAAUUGCUAUAUUGCAGGACUUGAUAAACCCGUUGAGAGCUAAAGUUCUCUCAACCAACUCCUCUGUGGGCAUACAGAAAGUCAACUUAAUUUUCCCUCCUACGGUCGAUGAGAUCUGUCGUAUCAAUUGCAUUCUCCAUGACUCGCUCACUCGUGCAAAACAAUACGGUUACGUGGAAAUCUUUCAAGUCUUCGAAAACAUCCUUCCGUACUUCUACAAAGCUUUUGUCAGACACGAGGCCAACCUACGGAACUUCCACUCGCGUUUGGCAAAGUUCUUAGAGAAAGAAUCAAAACUCUUGGACUCACCAGAUAUCAACAGAGGAAAGUUCUCAGCAAGGACUAUCGAGGCCAUCGUAUCAGGGUCUAUAUUAGAGCUUCCAAGAAUCAAACUUAUUCUCAAGAGACUUCAAUCUACCAUCGAAUUGGAAAAGUCCAAGCUUCAGAACUUUGAAAAUAUCGAAGACCAUGAGCAAACGCUAGUUACAAAGGCUUUUGAAACAUGUGUACAAAUUAUCGACAGUUUUGGUUACAAGGAAGAGCAGGAUGAGAAGCCUAUCAGUAAUCGAGUCUUCACUCCAUCUGGAAAACUUCUUACGGAAAUUGCUACUGAAUGGCCCGUGGAGCUUCAAUAUGGCUGGAUUAAUAGAAAGGUCAUUGGCGUUCAUGAACUCAAAGAAGUGAUUUCUACUCCAGCGCAUUCGCAAAUCCUCAUCAUCUUUUCAGACAGCAUUCUUUUCCUUGAUGUCUUUCACACUGGAGAUAGCUCUUCUAUCCUGGUACCUUCCGUAUUGAUGAAUUCAUUGGUAAAUGAAAAGCCAUUACCAAGGCUUUCUCAGUUCCCUCUGUUGAAAGUAAAAUUCUGGUGCUCAAUUUCAGAUGUUCUCAUAAAGGGAUAUCUGCACGAUGAAGACAAUUAUGUUUCCUUCAUGGCCUUCGGUGAAUCAGGAUUCAAGGAUCGUAAUGGUCUUCAGCUUAAUUCGAUGCAGAACUUUAAGGUCUUAGAUGGAGGCGAAGAAACCUUGAUGGCCUCGAUCCAAAAGGCCAAGGUACUCCACAAGGUAACAUCUUUUCAUCUUUUCAACGAUGUGGAAGGUAAGAUUCUGCGCUUUUACUGUGCUCAUGAAAGGCAAGCAUACAAAACGGAAGUUUCUACUUCACCAGUGGUGAUGCUACUUAACCUUAAUCACGAUGAAAUUGAAAGGAUCUUCGAGGACCAUCGUCAUGUCUUCUUAGUUCUUAAUGCCUCAUUUAUCAAUCACCACACUGUUCAUAUUUCUGGCCACGACAGAACGAAGGAAUACAAGGUUGAAGAGAUAGUGGGCAUCAAUGAGCUCAGAGCAUCUUUGAGGGAGAUACUUUCAAAAGCUCUUGAUGUGUUCUACCAUUCCACGUUCUUCUCAAAAGUUCUUAUUGAAGGAAAUGGGCGCUGUCUUGAAUAUUUUGUUGACCGCUUUGCUAAGGAACCUACCGAGAAAGAACUCCCCAAGGUGGAAGCUGCCCCGCUAGUACAGACGCCAGACCGCACAGACCAGAAUCAGGUUAGCAAUUCCGGCCUUGAAGAUGAGAAGCUAGAGAAAGAACAGUUGUCUAAAACUAAAGAAGAAUCGAGGACGUAUCUGGUAGAUACUACUUCGGAAUCGGGUGUGAACUGUGGGCCUCGCCUGUUGUUCAGAGGGUUGAUACAGAGAUUCAAGAGCAAGAAGCUGAAUAAGAAAGCUCUUAGUACCCGUCUUUCUCCUGAACAACGGGAACAAGAGAACAAUAAGAAGAUUCCAGAGACUGAGAUCCCAAGGGGAAAAAGACAAGUUUACAAUAGCAUCUACAAACCAACGCCUGUCCUUCGCGAGAACUCAGUGUCUUCAACUCCAAAACAAGAGCAGGAGUCCAAGCAACGCAAUGUUUCUACUAAUACUGGAUCCUCAUCACACUACACAAAUACCUCUUUGGACAUCCAGUCGAAUUUCCAAUUUCCUUUGGGAACUGUUGAUGAAAAGGCUGAGCCAGAGGAUAUUUCUUCAGUGAAGCACGCAAACAACCCCGUUGAUACGAUGAAGAAUAUCGAUGAAGAGCCAAUUGCAGCUCCUUCUGAAAAACAAACAGAAGAAAAACCUAUGGUGAAGACAGAGGAGGAAGCAGCAGAAACCCAGGUCUUGCCUAAAGCGAACACAGCUCCAGAGCCUCCACAACAUCGUGUGCAGAAUGAUAAGAAACUCUUCAACGACGGUAAUAUUCCAGCACCUCCAAAAAAGAGAAUUUUUUCCAGCCAGGAUAUUGCCAACGCUUUAGAACACAUUAAUGCUGCGGGCAUUUCGCCUCACACCUACGCAAAGUACAAGAAAUACGAGGAGUUGCCAACUAACAACUUCUAUAGCGAUGGUGAGGCUAACUGGAUUACUGUCACGAGAGAGGACUCUUCAAACCUACAGAGGGAAGUCAGAGCGAUGAAAGAAGAAGUCAAUAUGGACACGCUUGAUGUUAUUGAUGUGGGAAGUAAUGGCUCGCCAUUGCGCAUGGUACCCCAGCAGAUACGAUAUGAUUCCAGUGAAGGUACUAUUUCUACGAAUGACGGAAUCGACGCUGAGCUCAGUCAAGAAACAGUGAAGGCUAACGAUGCUAAUCAGCCUCUUGCCCCAGCAAAAGCGAUUGCUCCUUUGCCUAGUGAGCAGUCCGAGGAAUCACUUAACUCUCUUCAGUAUAUGAACGAGUUUGGUAAGAAGCUUGAUGAGGGCUUUGAUCUCGAAAAUCUGUGGGACCAAAAGUCUUUGCCUUUCACGAUGGAUACUUUGGUUGUCCCAGAGAACAAAGCAGUGCCAGAGGAGACACCAGCUCAGGAUCUUAGUUCACUUACUACAUCAUCAGAAGAAUAUUUUUCGCCUGAUGAAUACGACUACGUGACGGCACUUAGGGAUGAGUAUUUGGGCAUUGACAUGGCUAACACUGUGACCCUGUCCUCAAGCGAGAAAACUCUCAUGAAUGUUGCCAGGGAGGUUGAAAAAGAGGAUGAAGAUAAAGGUUUUCAGAUCAAGUUUGACUCGGUCGCUUAUCUUUCUGAUAUUCUCAACGGUACAGUGAAGAUUUAA